Echinops telfairi (small Madagascar hedgehog) is the source of this 3750-nucleotide messenger RNA. It is a transcript of the gene POGK, whose product is annotated as pogo transposable element derived with KRAB domain. The transcript has 6 exons. Lineage: Eukaryota; Metazoa; Chordata; Mammalia; Afrosoricida; Tenrecidae. Gene Ontology annotation, biological process: regulation of DNA-templated transcription. Gene Ontology annotation, cellular component: nucleus. The record is from RefSeq and is a predicted model, not a curated record. Gene Ontology annotation, molecular function: DNA binding. The coding region runs from base 91 to 1911 and encodes 606 amino acids.
GAAAGGAUGGCGCUCUGACAGCCGGGCUGGAGCCCUCGGCGUCCCCACCCCGCGGCUCUGGCCCGUUCCCCGGCCGUUCGGUCCGCCGAGAUGGAGUCCACAGCCUACCCCCUCAAUUUGACCUUAAAGGAGGAGGAGGAGGAAGAGGAGAUUCAGAGCCGGAAACUGGAGGAUGGCCACGUGGAUAUGCAGAAAGUGCGAAUCUGCUCGGAGGGUGGAUGGGUCCCAGCCCUGUUCGAUGAGGUGGCCAUCUAUUUUUCCGAUGAGGAAUGGGAAGUUUUGACGGAGCAACAAAAGGCCCUCUACCGGGAAGUCAUGAGGAUGAAUUACGAAACUGUCCUGUCCUUGGAAUUCCCAUUCCCUAAGCCAGACAUGAUCACACGACUGGAAGGGGAGGAGGAGUCUCAGAAACGCAAAGAGUGGCCGCUCCAGAGAGGAGCCUUCGCAGAGAACGAAGACUCCGACAUGAAGUCUCCAGACUGGGUGGGCUCCGCUAGUGCUACCUCCCAGUUUCCCCGCACCUCGCCCUCACAUCUGCGUCUGCCUGGGGACCUUGCCGAGCUGCCUGAGUGGAGCGAGGGCUACCCCUUCUACAUGGCCAUGGGCUUCCCUGGGUACGACCUCUCAGCCGACGACCUUGCCGGGAAGUUUCAGUUCAGCCGGGGCAUGCGCCGCAGUUACGACGCCGGGUUCAAGUUGAUGGUGGUGGAGUAUGCUGAGAGCACCAACAACUGCCAGGCUGCCAAGCAGUUCGGGGUGCUGGAGAAGAACGUCCGAGAUUGGCGCAAAGUCAAGCCACAGCUACAGAAUGCCCACGCAAUGCGGCGGGCCUUCCGGGGCCCCAAGAAUGGGAGGUUUGCUCUGGUGGACCAGCGUGUGGCCGAGUACGUCCGGUACAUGCAGGCCAAGGGGGACCCUAUCACCAGGGAGGCAAUGCAGCUGAAAGCUCUCGAAAUUGCCCAGGAGAUGAACAUUCCCGAGAAAGGGUUCAAGGCAAGCUUGGGCUGGUGUCGGAGGAUGAUGCGGAGGUAUGACCUGUCGCUGCGGCAUAAAGUGCCCAUGCCGCAGCACCUGCCAGAGGACCUGACCGAGAAGCUGAUCACCUACCAGCGGAGCGUGCUGGCGCUGCGGCGGACCCAUAAGUACUCGGUUGCUCAGAUGGGGAAUGCAGAUGAGACUCCCAUUUGCUUAGAGGUGCCGUCUCGGGUGACUGUGGAUAACCAGGGCGGGAAGCCCGUGUUGGUCAAGACCCCGGGCAGGGAAAAACUGAAAAUCACAGCCAUGCUCGGUGUCUUGGCCGACGGGAGGAAGCUCCCACCAUACAUCAUUCUGAGGGGCACGUACAUCCCCCCUGGGAAAUUCCCCAGCGGGAUGGAAAUCCGCUGCCACCGGUACGGGUGGAUGACCGAGGAGCUGAUGCAGGACUGGCUGGAGGUAGUGUGGAGGCGGAGGACUGGCGCAGUGCCCAAGCAGCGAGGCAUGCUGAUCCUGAAUGGCUUCCGGGGCCACGCCACCGACUCUGUGAAGAGCUCCAUGGAGAGCAUGAACACAGACAUGGUCAUCAUCCCGGGGGGCCUGACCUCGCAGCUGCAGGUGCUCGACGUGGUGGUCUACAAACCGCUCAACGACAGCGUGCGGGCCCAGUACUCCAACUGGCUGCUGGCUGGGAACCUGGCGCUGAGCCCAACCGGGAACGCCAAGAAGCCACCCCUAGGCCUCUUCCUGGAAUGGGUCAUGGUGGCCUGGAAUAGCAUCCCCAGUGAGUCCAUCGUGCAAGGGUUCAAGAGGUGCCACAUCUCCAGCAACCUGGAAGAUGAGGAUGACGUCCUGUGGGAGAUCGAGAGUGAGCUGCCGGGAGGCAUGGAGCCACCCAGGGAGUGUGAUGUGGAGAGCAUGGCCGAGAGCAACUGACCGGAGCGUUGAGCAAAAGCAACGUUGAUGGCAGCUACCAUAUUGGGGAAGAAAAUCCUCUAGAAGAUUCUUGGCAGUGGGCAAAGCAGGAAAAGGCUGUGGUGCCCCAACAGCUUGAGCUUGGACAGCAGCCUGUGCUUCCUCUCCUGGGGACACAGCCCAAUCCCACACACUCGAGGUCACACGCAUCUAGGAUCCUGAUCACCAGAGAGGAAACGGCGUCUGCCUCACUCGGUUUGAAGGAGUCCCUGCGUGCCCACCCAUCCCAAGGACCCUGUAAAUAGGAGGCACGAUCCUGCCAAGAGACUGCUCAGUAUCAACAAGAGACUCAUCAGCAGGCACAGCUCUGCUGGUGUCCUGUGUGCACAAAGCCCCCGUCAAGUGUUGUAUCCUGCUUUUGAAAAUGCUUCCAAAGGUAGACUUUGCUCUCACACUAAGACUGCAGAGAAGGCUCUGUAGAAACCUUGUGUUGGUUCGCGUGUGUCCACCUGCUAUUAACACGUCUCCUUUUUGGGAAAAACUAACAUCUCUCUUUGGGAGAUGCUAACAUAACAAAAUUAAGACAUACUGGCCUGGUGCCAGCAGGUGUUUUUUCUAUAGAGAAACUAGGUUAGUGUGGAAGAUGGAGGUUAAAAUAAACCAUGCUGUUUAUUUAUCUUCCCAAUCUGGUCGGCAGCUAGACUUUAUUAGGGUCUUGUUUGAUGCCCUCCUCCUCUUUUUUUCCCUCCUUAUAUUUAAUGAUAGGACAGCAUUUAAUACACAGCUCCUCUGUUCUCAGGCUGCCUGCAGAAGUCACCAUAAAUGAUCUGCUGUCUACUUUGGUGCGAGGCCAUAGGACUCAUCUGAUACUUGUUAAUUUCUUUACUAUUUUCAUCACAAAGGUGUUGGGAGGGCUUGGGCUUUGGGCCACAGCUAUUUCAGGACUUGGUAUCUUCUACUCUAUUGGAUGUUGAAUUUUUACACUAAAUAGUCAUUUGCAUUCCCAUAUAAGUGGAAUGUUAGAAAAACAUUCCCUCAAAACUAUCUGCUACUAAAGUAUGCCCCAUAGAUAAAGCCAAUGCUAGAAAUGUUACUCCAGUAGCAAAUCUGCAUAGCAGCAGCUUACCCUAACCACUUCCUGUAGAUGCAGAUCACCUCUGUACCAUCAAACUGUUCUCAGCAUCUUGAAAGACCAGUUUCUACUCAGGUACUCAUUUCCUUGUUAGUAAUUCGCCUUUCUGGUUUUCUUUUUUUAAACCAGCCGUCCCCUGCCUCACAAAGGGAGAGAUUUCAUUCAACUUCUAGUAUCUGAACCUACUUUAAUAUUUUACUCCCAUUUGCUUUUGCCUGUAUUAUAUUGUUGGUCAUCUCCACCUCAGAAAACCACCCACUUUCCAUUUCACAAACCUCUCUUCCCUCCAGCUUUCCCUAAUCCUCAACUGCCUUCGUUCCUAGCCCUUUCCUCUUUGUCUUACUUCAUUUGCUUGGGAGCUUAAAGGAUUUUACAAGACCUGAUUUCCGGUUCCUAUGUCGGAGCCAUAGUUACCUUGCUGAAAAGAGUAGAAAGUGGGCUUGACUCCUUGAUUCCACCACCAACUUCUUGAGUCUCAUCAACUGAUAGAUAAUGCCUUGCAGGUUGCGUAGCACUGGAACUUUCUAGAGUGAUGAAUGGCUCUACUGUCAGGGUUUUUCUGGGCUCAGUCUCUCCUGAAUUAUACACUGUGCCUACUAGAGCCCCAAUACAACUAUAUUGCAGAAUGGCUAUGACCCUAGAGUUACUAUAGCACAUAUUGAGACAGUAGUUUUACUCUCCAGUAGAUAGGAACUCACCCCAACAAUAAAGUUUGAUAAUAAAGACAA